This is a messenger RNA of Caenorhabditis sp. 36 PRJEB53466, 1037 nucleotides long. Lineage: Eukaryota; Metazoa; Nematoda; Chromadorea; Rhabditida; Rhabditidae. The record is from the annotation of a GenBank genome assembly.
AUGCCGAACUUGCGUGCUUGCCUCUUUUUCAGCCUUGUUUUCGGUUUUGCCGCCUGUCAGUUCGAGAUUCCGACCGGUGAGCACCGUUUUUUGGGGGCAGAGUGCUGAAAAUGUAGAAAAAAUGUGAAUAUUUAAGCGGAAGAGUCAAUUGAGGAGCUGGUGGAUGCCGGCGUUUCCGAGACGGCCGCCGUGGGAAUUGUAAAGUUCGACGCCAAGUUUCAGGUGAGCUUAUUUUCUGAGCAAUGUAUCUUAGUUGCCCGUAGAGAUAUCAAAAAGUGGUCGACUAAUAAAAUGUGCACAAUUUCCUAAGGAGCAUUUUAUUAGUUGACCACUUUUUGCUAUCUUUACCAGAAGCCGAGAUAUAUCGCGUUGAAUAAACGGUAUUGGGGUGCAACGUGUUCCGUGGGACUGUGUCGAAAUACACAAAAAUGUGUUCAUUUCUGGCUUCAAAAAUGAGUUUCUCAUAUCAAAAUUUAUUAGCUAGUAAUUCAACCGAUCUAAAAAGUACAAAACGUUUGCAAAUUUUCAGUCAAACGGAAAAUUUCCCAUCACCUUUCCCUUUUUCCUUCCUCUGAAUCAUUAGUUCAUUCAUUAUUUCCCCAGUGUCUCCCUUUUACACUAAUUGUGUACUUUAUUAGUGGGAGAUUCGAACCGAUGACUAACAAGGCGUCGGCUUAGAAAUAGGCCACUCACAAGGCCGUUCAUAACCACCGUCUACUCAAAAGGAUGUAACUCAGCUGCCGGUAGAGAUAUCAAAAAGUUUUCAACUAAUAAAAAGCUCAAUAUGACAUUUUGAACACAUUUUACUAGUUGGCCACUUUCUGUUAUCCCAACCGACAGUUGAGAUACAUCGCCUCGAAUAAAUGAUACGCUGAUUCCCAUUUCAGGAGCCAUUUGAGCUCGAGAAAAGCGACCCGGAAGCGGCGAAAAAAGCGAUUGAGCAGUUGCACACGGAGUUCAACGAUUACAUUGAGAGCCUGAGUGACGAGGAUCAGGCCGCCUAUCAGCAGUUUAUCAAGAAGAAACACUCGCAAUGA